Molecule: messenger RNA, 1777 nt
Organism: Setaria italica (foxtail millet)
Lineage: Eukaryota; Viridiplantae; Streptophyta; Magnoliopsida; Poales; Poaceae
Product: inositol-tetrakisphosphate 1-kinase 1
Exons: 10
Coding region: 300-1337 (345 amino acids)
Biological process (GO): inositol trisphosphate metabolic process
Cellular component (GO): cytoplasm
Molecular function (GO): inositol-1,3,4-trisphosphate 6-kinase activity; inositol-3,4,5,6-tetrakisphosphate 1-kinase activity; magnesium ion binding
Source: RefSeq, a predicted model, not a curated record
CCGCUUGCUUCCUCUCUGCACUCCCUCCACUUUCUCUCUCUUCCCCUCUCUCCUCACUCGCCUCGCCAUUAAAACGCAAAGCUCCAAAAACAGAACACUCUGCACAAGAAAAUCGUCUUAUCUUCUCCCUGAUCCCAACCUCGAACCUUCCAUCUUGAACCAUCCCAGUCCGUGAAUUCCUUCCCCCCGAUCGCCGCCGGAUUUUCCUGGAUUUUUUUUCCAGAUUUUUUGAGGUAUUUUUGGUUGGGGGGCGGUUCCAUUGCCAUUCCUCGGCGGGGAUAGGGUUAGGGUUUGUUGGGAUGAGGGUGCACGGGGAGGUGUCGGACGACGAGGAGGCGGCGGCUGCGGCGGGGGAGCCGGUGCCGCUGACCCCGCCGCCCGCCUCCGCGGGGCAGCAGCGGCUGGUGGUGGGCUACGCCCUCACCAAGAAGAAGGUCAAGAGCUUCCUGCAGCCCAAGCUGCUCGCGCUCGCCAGGAAGAAAGGCAUUCAUUUCGCAUCAAUUGAUGAGACUCGUCCUCUCUCCGAACAAGGCCCAUUUGACAUCAUUUUGCACAAGCUUACUAGCAAGGAGUGGCAGCAAGUUCUGGAGGAUUAUCGUGAAGAGCAUCCAGAAGUGACUGUCCUUGACCCACCAAAUGCUAUCCAACAUUUGCACAAUCGCCAGUCCAUGCUUCAAGAAGUUGCUGAUCUGAACUUGUCCAAUGGCUAUGGUGAGGUUUGCACUCCACGGCAGCUGGUUAUCAUGAAAGAUCCGUCUUCCAUACCUGAUGCAGUUGCCAAGGCUGGACUAACCUUGCCCUUGGUUGCCAAACCAUUGGUUGUUGAUGGAACAUCAAAAUCUCAUGAGCUAUCCCUUGCAUAUGUGGAGUCAUCGUUGCCUUUGCUUGAUCCUCCUCUUGUUCUCCAGGAAUUUGUCAACCAUGGUGGGAUCCUGUUUAAGGUAUAUAUUGUUGGUGAAACUAUACGUGUUGUCCGCCGGUUUUCGCUUCCUGAUGUCAACACAUAUGACUUGGGAAACAAUGAUGGCAUCUUUCGGUUUCCAAGAGUUUCCUGUGCUACAAAUAAUGCAGAAGAUGCAGAUGUUGACCCUUCUAUUGCAGAACUUCCUCCAAAGCCACUUCUAGAAAAACUCGGCAAGGAGCUUCGACGCCGACUGGGUCUUAGACUGUUUAACAUAGAUAUGAUUAGAGAACAUGGAAGAAAGGAUCGGUACUAUGUCAUCGACAUCAACUAUUUUCCUGGGUACGGCAAGAUGCCAGGAUAUGAGCAUAUAUUUACUGACUUCUUGCUAAGCCUCGUGCAAAGCAAGUACAAGAUGCUUUUAAGCGGGAGCUGAAGCGUAGAGAAGCUUGCCAAGAUGGAGACUAUUGACAGAUGCCAAACAGCCAUGUAGCAGUGGUCGGUGGCAACUAGAUAGAUUUUCCAUAUUGUACAUAGCAAGGGGAUGGGGGUUAACCUUGACAGGAAGUGCAUAUUAGAAGUCAAAGGAGAAAUGCAGCAUGUGGGCGGGGAUGAUAUGGGAAGAAAUGUUCGUUGUCCUGUUGCCAACCUGUGUAAAUCGUUAAACUGAGACCCUACCUUGGCUUCUUUGCAACAAGAUGUUGUAGCUAGUCCUCAUCAGAUGCAAGGCGUGCAUAAUCUUUGAUAACCUGAUGCUCUGUUGUGGUUGUGGACACCUUGAAGCCUCGAAAAUCUUUCUGAACUUAGAAGGUAAAGGCAAACAGAACUCAUGGAUUCAAUUACCAAUUGCUGCUGAAGGUUACCUUGAGACAUUCA